CACUAAACAUACGUUUCGAUACUAUCACUUUGUUUUCAUUCAACAAAUUUGCUGUGAACUUACACGAAAAAUUACCAAAUCUGAGUUCAAUUUUGGGAAGAAUUCGUUUCGAGCCGAUUUGGUUUGCCAAGCAUAAUGCCCGCGGUCGAAGAGACACAAAUAACAAAGUAUCUAUCAAAGUAUAAGUAUGUGGGUGCAACUAAGAAGGACGUUAUGGAUGUGGUCACAUCGUAUCGCAGCUUGACCUACGACUUGCAAAGAUUCGUAUUCAACGAUGGAAGCUCCAAGGAAUUGUUCACCAUUCAGGGCACCAUUCCCGUAGUCUACAAAAAUAACACCUACUACAUUCCCAUUUGUAUAUGGCUGAUGGACACUCAUCCGCAAAAUGCACCUAUGUGUUUUGUCAAACCCACACCCACCAUGCAAAUAAAGGUCUCCAUGUUCGUGGAUCAAAAUGGAAAGGUCUAUCUGCCCUACCUGCAUGACUGGCAGCCGCACUCCUCCGAUCUUCUCUCCCUCAUCCAGGUUAUGAUCCUCACCUUCGGCGAUCAUCCGCCGGUUUACUCAAAGCCCAAGGAACAAAUUCAAGCGCCAUAUCCCACAAACUCCUAUAUGCCUCAGCCAGGUGGACCCGGUGGCAGCAACUCGUUUUUACCUUAUCCGACAGCUGGCGGAGCUGGUGGCAGCAACUUUCCGCCGUAUCCCACGGGCUCAAACUUCGGACCAUAUCCGCCGGGAGGUGCUGGUCCGGCUGGCCCAUCCGGCUAUCCGCCCUACAUGAAUUUCCCACAACCAGCGGGCGGUGGUUACCCACCAGCUGGGGGAUAUAACCCCUCUAAUCCUAGCUCCACGGGCACCAUAACCGAGGAACACAUCAAAGCAUCACUCAUCAGCGCCGUGGAGGACAAGCUACGUCGUCGUAUUCAAGAGAAGGUUAAUCAGUAUCAGGCCGAGAUCGAAACUCUCAAUCGAACCAAACAGGAGUUGGUCGAGGGCAGUACGAAGAUCGAUGCCAUUAUCUCGCGACUCGAGCGCGAACAGGUUGAUCUGCAGAAGAACAUCAGUGUUCUGAAGGACAAGGAGCAGGAGCUGGAAAAGAGCCUGGAAACACUGGAGAGCGCUGAGGCCAUUGAUCCCGACGAGGCUGUGACCACCACAGCACCGCUGUACCGACAAUUACUCAAUGCCUACGCCGACGAGGCGGCCACCGAGGAUGCCAUCUACUAUCUGGGCGAAGGGCUUCGCAGCGGAGUCAUCGAUCUAGAUACUUUUCUCAAGCACGUUCGCCAGCUGUCCCGGAAACAGUUUAUCCUUAGGGCCACCAUGCAGAAGUGCAGACAAAAGGCCGGUCUGGCCGGAUAGAAAAGCGAGGGUUUUAAAUGUUGCAAUGAUUUCUUAUUCGACGGCAGAGUGCGUGCUCGUGUAGACGAUUUAUAUGUUAGCGUAAUAUAUAUUCGAUAUUGUUUUUAAGCGCAAAUUGAAUCUUUGAAAUUGGAAUUACAUUAACCUUAAUAAUAAAAAGGCCUCUUGUACGUUUACGCCCACGAA
This is a messenger RNA of Drosophila ficusphila, 1548 nucleotides long. RefSeq names its product tumor susceptibility gene 101 protein (gene TSG101). Gene Ontology annotation, cellular component: ESCRT I complex. Gene Ontology annotation, molecular function: ubiquitin binding. Lineage: Eukaryota; Metazoa; Arthropoda; Insecta; Diptera; Drosophilidae. Gene Ontology annotation, biological process: protein modification process; endosome to lysosome transport; protein transport. The record is from RefSeq and is a predicted model, not a curated record. The transcript has 7 exons. The coding region runs from base 136 to 1362 and encodes 408 amino acids.